Rotaria sordida is the source of this 375-nucleotide messenger RNA. The record is from the annotation of a GenBank genome assembly. Lineage: Eukaryota; Metazoa; Rotifera; Eurotatoria; Philodinida; Philodinidae.
AUGUCUCAACCCGAAUCAACUACAACAGCAACAGUGAAGACGACUCACGUUCGUUAUGAACCAAACAAUGCUAGCGAGACCACGCUGGGUCCACGUGAUCUGACUGAAUCUGAUCGUGACUUGUUCAAAGCUUUUCAAUCGGCCAUUGCCGAUCAGGUUCGCGAGCACUUUCCUGAUUUACCGGCUUCUGAUGAUUCCAAACUCGAACCAAUCAGUGUUUGUACCGAAGUCAAAACCGAUUCUCGCUUUUAUUUUCAGGUUCAAUUGCCCAAUGGUCAUCAUGUUCGAGCGUCGAUUAUUCAACCACUAGGCAUACCGAUCGAAGGCAGCAAGAUUGAGCGUGAAAAAAUGAUUCAUGUUGAACUUAUUCAAUAA